Neohortaea acidophila is the source of this 2289-nucleotide messenger RNA. RefSeq names its product Nsp1-like C-terminal region-domain-containing protein. NCBI's taxonomy places the organism in Eukaryota, Fungi, Ascomycota, Dothideomycetes, Mycosphaerellales, Teratosphaeriaceae. Gene Ontology annotation, molecular function: structural constituent of nuclear pore; phospholipid binding. Gene Ontology annotation, biological process: protein import into nucleus; RNA export from nucleus. The transcript has 2 exons. Gene Ontology annotation, cellular component: nuclear pore central transport channel; nuclear pore. The record is from RefSeq and is a predicted model, not a curated record. The coding region runs from base 1 to 2289 and encodes 762 amino acids.
AUGGCGGGCAACAACAACAACCAGUUCUCAUUCGGCCAAGCCGGCAGCACCAGCGGCGCUGGAUCGAGUGGCAGCAUCUUUGGCUCUGCUGGCGCAAACAACAAUUCCAAUCCGUUCGGCAGCACCAACACCUCGCAGGCCGGUAACAGUGGAGGGGGACUGUUUGGGAAUGCUGCACCGUCGACUGGUGGCAGUGGUCUGUUCGGAAACACGACCGCAAAUACAUCUCAAGCCGGUACCAGCAGCGGAGGCGGCUUGUUUGGCAACACUGCGACCAGUGGAUCAGGAUCGGGCGGUCUCUUCGGCAGCGCAGGCAACACCUCUUCGGGCGGCACCACUGGUGGCCUCUUUGGUGGCUCGGCGACACCCACAUCAUCUGCAUUCGGCAAUGGCACUACACCUGCGACAUCCGGCCAAGGCCAGCCAUCGCUCUUCGGAUCUACAACAGCUGGCUCAAGCGUUUUCGGAGGAGGCUCAGGUACGACAUCCGGCUUCAAGUUUGGCACAGCGAAUUCCUCUGCUGCCACACCCCCGGCCACCUCGACACCCACAGCUUCGCAAGCGACGAGCGCACCAAGCCUUUUCGGCAACACCACUGGCACCAGUACCGGCGCAUUCGGAAACCAGCAGCAAACAACUUCUACUCCGGCCACCGGCAGUUCCAAUACGUGGUCGUUUGGCAAUCUCGGAAGCAACAACUCCGGCACUGAAGUCAGCAAGUCGGGAGAUGCGGCAGGUUCGACAAACGCGCAGACGCCAGCCCCCAGCAGCGGUGGUCUCUUUGCGCCAAAGGCACAGAGCUCGUUGUUUGGCAAUACCACUACGCCCGCAUCUUCUGCAUCGCAGCAGAGCAAACCAAGCCUCUUUGCCCCUUCCACGUCAUCCGCUCCCGCCGCACCAGCGAGUGGCGGACUGUUCUCCCACCUUGGUGCAGGCAGCACCACACCCCAGGCUCCGAAGCCGUCACCCUUGAGCUUCUCCACCACGCCAGCCGGUAACCCUCCAAACAAUUCCCUGUUUGGCGCGCAGCAAUCGACGCAGGCACCCGCGUCUUCUGCCACGGCAGCCGGCAGUGCCCCCGCAAGUGCAUCCUUGUUUGGCGAGGUCAAACAAGGGCAGGCUCAGCAACCAUCAACCAGUCAACCUGCUACAGGAGGAUCGCUAUUCAGCCUGCCGUCAUCGACUUCCGCCAGCAAUACGCAGAGUCAAGCUCCGGCGGCAACCGGCACCUCUCUGUUCCAGCAGCCUGCCACUCAAAGCUCGACCACCGCUUCACAACCUACUGCUGGGGGGCUCUUCAGCCAGCAAGCAACAUCUGCAGCUGCGACAAGCAAACCCGGCCUCUUCUCUGGCCUUCAGGCGGGUGCAACAACGGCUACUUCUCAGCCGGCUGCGAGCACCACACCUUCCCUCUUCACCCUCGGACAAACCACAGCAAGCUCGGGGAGCCAACCUGCCGCCACCACUGCAACUACUUCGGGCUCUUCGCUGUUUGGCGGUGCUGCUUCCACGGCGACCACUCCAGCAGCCGCAGCACCAGGCGGAUCAACUACGGCGGGCCUCGGCGCGAGCACUGCUGGUCCCCCAUCGGCCAGCACCUCCGGACCAGCACCGCCCGCGACGUCUCGCCUGGCGCAAAAGUCCAUGGACGAAAUCCUGACCAUGUGGAGCACGUCGCUCGCCUCGCAUCAAAAGACGUUCAGCCAGCUCGCCACGCAGGUGAGCAAAUGGGACCGAGAGCUGGUGGAGAAUUCGGGCAAGAUCAGCGGUCUUUACGGUCGCUGCUUCCAGGCCGAGCGCGACUGCACGGAAGUUGAGAGGCAAUUGAGCGUGGUUGAGCAUGGGCAGGUGGAGCUCGAAGCGGCGUUGGAGAGAUACGAGGCACAAGUCGACCGCAUGAUUGAGAGUUCUGGUGGAGACAAUGAUGGAGGAUUGGGAGGAGUGGAAGGGGAGAGGGAGAGGACAUACAAAUCCGCCGAAGCCAGCUCUGCUCGCAUCGGAGAAAUGUCGCACGCACUGAGCGACAUGAUUGAGGAAAUCAACAUCGCGUCCAGCCGGCUCUCUUCGCACAACAAUGUGGCAUCGCGGCAAGAUGAUCCACUGGCGCAGAUUGUGAGGGUGCUGAACUCGCAUCUCACGCAAUUGCAGAGGAUUGACGAGGGCGCAAGCGAUUUGGGCAAGAGGGUGGAAGGGGCAAGGGUGGAGGCGAAGACAUUGGGUCAGAGGGCGGGAGUGAAUGGAGCGGGAUGGGUAGAGGGUUUUGGUCGGGCAUACUUGGGGAGAUCGUAG